Messenger RNA from Triticum urartu, 1315 nucleotides. RefSeq names its product flavanone 3-dioxygenase 2-like. Lineage: Eukaryota; Viridiplantae; Streptophyta; Magnoliopsida; Poales; Poaceae. The record is from RefSeq and is a predicted model, not a curated record.
AACGCAAGACACACCACUAGGCUUGGCCGAAGAAGCUACGGACCCAUCGAGCACCAGGCACAUGGCGGCCAGCAACGGCGGCGCUCUCCCGGUGGUGGACCUGGCGCCGUUCUUCGCCGGGGACGGUGCCCACGACAACAGCGCGCGCGCCCGGGCCAUCGAGGCCGUGCGCCAGGCGGGCCAAGCGACCGGGUUCUUCCGCGCGGUGAACCACGGCGUGCCGCGCGAGCUCAUGGCACGCGCUUUGGAGCUAUCGGCAGCGUUCUUCGCGCUCCCGGACGAGGAGAAGGCCAAGGUGCGGCCCGCCGAGGCCUCCUCCAACGCUCCGCUCCCGGUGGGGUACGCGCGGCAGCCGGCGCACUCCGCCGACAAGAACGAGUACCUGCUCCUCUUCAACCCCAAGCUCUUGCUCAACAAGUACCCCGCCGAACCGGCCGGACUCAGGGGUGCGUUGGAGGAGUGCUUCGCCAAGCUCACCGACCUAGGGCUGCUCAUGCAGGACAUCCUGAACGAGUGCAUGGGCCUGCCGCCGGGCUUCCUCGCCGAGUACAACUCCGACCGUGGCUUCGACUUCCUCACGGCGCUGCGCUACUUCCCGGCGACAACCGACGAGAACAACGGCAGCAGCGCGCACGAGGACGCCAACUGCAUCACCUUCGUACUACAGGACGACGUCGGGGGCCUGGAGGUGCGCGGCGUCGACGGCCGCUGGGUCCCCGCGGAGCCCGUGGAGGGCAGCAUCGUCGUCAAUGUGGGCGACGUUCUGCAGGUGCUGAGCAACAAGAAGUUCAAGAGCGCCACGCACAGGGUGGUGAGGAGGCCGGAGGCGCACCGCCACUCCAUCGUCUUCUUCCUCAACCUCCACGGCGACAAGUGGGUCGAGCCGCUGCCGGAGUUCGCGGGCGACGUCGGCGAGCCGCCGCGCUACAGGGGGUUCCGAUACAACGAGUACAUGCAGCUGCGGAUGAGGAACAAGACCCACCCGCCGUCCAGGCCCGAGGACGUCGUCCACAUCACCUAUUACGAGAUCUAGCUUCCAUGGUCCAUGGGUACUCUGUACUGCGCCUUUUAUUAUGUUCUCAAAUUUCAGCUCGUCUGUGGUGUGAAUGUUGGAUUAAUUAUGCAUCUCUGGGAUACCAUUAGCAGGAACUGAUUACAUCUAGAUCACCUAAAAAGCAUGAACAGAGAAGGUUUAGGGAAUCUUUACAUGUCACGGCAGUGGACAUGAUCGCCUGCUCGAUGCAGGCGUGAUGCAGGGGUGAUGUAGUCGAGGUAGCAGUCCUCCUCAACGUCCUGAUGCCCUCAGGACGCCACC